Microthlaspi erraticum is the source of this 1218-nucleotide messenger RNA. The record is from the annotation of a GenBank genome assembly. Lineage: Eukaryota; Viridiplantae; Streptophyta; Magnoliopsida; Brassicales; Brassicaceae.
AUGGAAUCAGAUCAGGGAAAGCUCUUUAUCGGCGGGAUUUCAUGGGACACCGACGAGAAUCUGCUGAGAGAGUACUUCAGCAAUUUCGGAGAGGUUUUGCAGGUGACGGUCAUGCGAGAGAAAGCCACAGGCCGUCCUCGCGGAUUCGGAUUCGUCGCAUUCUCGGAUCCCGCCGUAAUUGAUAGGGUUCUUCAGGAUAAGCACCACAUCGAUAAUAGAGAUGUUGAUGUGAAGAGGGCAAUGUCUAGAGAAGAGCAGAGUCCUGCAGGUAGGUCAGGGAAUUUUAAUGCUUCUAGGAAUUUUGAUAGCGGCGGUGGUGCUAACGUCAGGACUAAGAAGAUAUUCGUCGGAGGUUUGCCUCCGGCACUAACAUCAGACGAUUUCAGGGCCUACUUUGAAACCUACGGUCCAGUGAGCGACGCGGUCAUUAUGAUUGACCAGACUACACAACGCCCUCGAGGAUUCGGGUUCGUUUCUUUCGACUCUGAGGACUCUGUUGACCUUGUCCUGCACAAGACGUUCCACGAUUUGAAUGGGAAACAAGUAGAAGUUAAAAGAGCUCUUCCGAAAGACGCCAACCCUGGAGUAGCCAGCGGUGGUGGUCGUGGCGGCUCUGGAGGUUUUCCUGGCUAUGGUGGUGGUAAUUCUGGUGGAAGUGGCUAUGAGGGUCGUGUUGAUUCGAGUAGAUACAUGCAGCCUCAGAACGCUGGAAGCGGUUAUGCUCCUUAUGGUGCUGGUACUGGUUAUGGUACAGGUUAUGGUUAUGGAAGCAACGGUGUAGGUUAUGGGGGUUUUGGAGGGUAUGGGAAUCCAGCUGGUGCGCCUUAUGGGAACCCUGGUGUCCCUGGAGCUGGGUUUGGAAGUGGUCCAAGGAGUUCGUGGGGCGGUCAAGCGCCACCGUCGGGUUACGGUAAUGUUGGAUAUGGGAAUGCUGCUCCUUGGGGUGGUUCUGGUCCUGGGUCAGCAGUGAUGGGUGGUCAAGGAGGUGCGUCUGGAGGUUAUGGAAGUCAGGGUUAUGGCUAUGGUGGUGGGAAUGAUUCGUCUUACGGGACUCCGUCUGGUUACGGUGCUGUUGGUGGCCGGUCUGGGAGUGUGCCUAAUAACAGCCAUGGCGGUGGCUAUGCUGAUGGUUCAGAUGCCUAUGGGAAUCACCAAGGGAAUGGGCAAGCUGGUUAUGGCGGAGGUUAUGGAAGUGGAAGGCAAGCUCAGCAACAGUGA